AUGGGGCUGGCAGAGAGACACGGGGCCAUUGUGAAGUUGAUGAUGAUGCGAAUGGUGACGGCCAUGAGCUUGGUGGGGAUGGUUCCUAUGAGGCAGGCUUGCUUGGCCGCUUUUGCGGCGAAGAACAGGACGAUCAACAAGGGUGGAGUGUCGCCCAUGCAAGCCGUGACGGGCCGGAGCACCACCAUCCCCGGUUCCUUGAUGCAGCAGAUAAGCACGGGCCAGAUGCGGUACCAGUACAACCAGGCGAUGGAGACCAACGAGGCUCUGCAGCGAGCAGAUCGGAUACGACAUGGGGCCAUUGAGGCCUUUCACUGGCUGGAUGCUCACACGGCGCUGCGGAAGGCCCUGACUUCGCGAUCCCGGCCACCCACCUUGGAAGGCAUCCGAGAAGGGGCGGUGGUGUAUGUUUAUGAUCCGCCCGUGAGCCGUCGGGGGCAAGCCCGUCGAUUGCAGGAUCACUCUUCCUGGAGUGGUCCCGGGGUGAUUGUCUGCGUGGAGAGGGACACGCCAGUUCCUCAACGGGUCUGGGUGAGGCUGCGGGGCAGGGUCAAGGCGUUCCCCCUGGAGAAGAUCCGGCUGGCAACUUUGGACGAGGUCGCAAGCGCCCAGUUUGUCAACGAGGCGCUGAAGGAGGUGGAGACUGAGUUGCAGGGUGGCCAGAUGCUUGUCGAUGCCGGGGACGAACCGCCGAAAGAUGCAGCACCCCCUCGUCAAGGCAAGCCGACCGGAGCCGGAGAUUCCUCUUCCUCUUCGGAUACGUCGGAUACGGAUGGUGGGGAAGCGGCACGGCCCUCGGCGGAUCCGCAGGCGGAGGAGCAAGAGCGCCGGGCCAAGCUUUUAGACGAUGUCCCGAUGGCCAUGCGAAACUGGGCGGAUCGCCGAAAGUCCGAGCAGGCGGCGCUGGACGACCCGCAUGCAUGGGACUUCGCCAAGAAGCAGAAGGUCUUCGAGAAGCUGGCUCAGAGUCUGGAGCCUCCGAGUGUCCUGGAAGAGGCGCAAAUCAGGGACCACCUGACCAGCAUCUACAGCAAGUUCAAGGAAGUGAAGAAGGCCUUGAAGCCCAAGCCAGGGGGCCGCACACGUGGCGGCGGCAAGGCGGGCACUCGUGCAGAAGCUGGCCGACAUGCCAGCGGCGUGAUGCUGGUGGAAGAUGACGUGGAUGUGGGCCGAUGGCUGCGCCCAGGCGAGUAUGAGGCACUGCUGAGUGACACACUGGGUCACUGGACACUGUGGAGUGCCCCGUCCAAGAGUGCCGGCGUCGCUGGUCUGCAGGAAGUCUCGGUUCGUAUGCAGCACGAGGAGGAGGGGGCCUUGGAAGAAGGUGUCACCGAGGUGAAGACUGGGAAGGCUCGGAUCGAGUACCGGUGGAAGGACCUCGAUGACAGUUGGAAGGCCGCUUUUGUGCCGGCACUCAAGAAGGCGGUGGGCGUGUACCUGGAGCACAACGGGAUCCGUGGCGUUCCGACCGGCAAGGUGCUCGACCCAAAACGGGUGUUGUCGUCGCGCUUUGUACUCACCAACAAGGGUGAGGAGGAGCUCUCGGCGGCGGAGCUCAAGGCGAGAUGGAUCUUCGGUGGACACAAGGAUCCGGAUGCCGGCCUCUAUGCUACGAGCGCGCCGACGGCGAGUACCUUGGCGCACAACCUCCUGAACUUCGUGGCGGUGCAGUUGGGCUGGACCGUGCACUACGAGGAUGUCUCCUCGGCCUUUCUCCAAGGGAAGGAUCUUCCAAGGGCUGAGAAGGUGUUUGUUCGAGUUCCCCAUGGCUAUCCUCAAGAGGUGUUGGACUACUUGGUGGAAGGCCUGGGCGGGGGUGAUCUACGUGAUGAUGUGGUGGAAUUGACGAAGGCCGGCUUCGGCCUCCCUGAGAGCCCACGGCUGUGGUACUUGGAGUACAAGGACACCAUCGAGGACAUUGGCCUGGGCGAGCUCACUUUGGUGCCAGGACUGUUUCGGGCCUUCCACGCGGAUGGCAGUUUGAGGGCAAUGGCCUCUAUACAUGUGGACGACACGCGCUACGCGGGAGACUCCACCAGCGCAGUGCUUUGGGACCUCCUACACCAACGGCUCAAGUUUGGCAAGAUGCGGAAAGCCACGGAUGGAUGGCAGAAAUUCUGUGGCCGUUGGGAACGACAAGAUGGGGAUGGUCAUGGGAUGCAGAUUAGCAUGCAAGAGUAUAUCAAAACCAUCCCGAUGGUGAAGGGCCGUCCGCCUGUCUUCGACGUCAACUUCACGGGGGUCUUCAACUUCGGGUUCAGAGCCGACUUCUACGUCAACUUCUGGGGGGGGUCAGACAAAGGGGUCAUUGAAUAUCUCCACGAGAAAGUCACGGGUGCCGAUGAGGAGUCUGAACUGACAGCCGAAGAGAGGCGACUCAUCGGGUCCAUCGUGGGACAGCUGAACUGGGCUGCACGUCAAGGGCGAUACGACUUGGCCUUUGCUGCAUCCUUGGUGCAACAGCUGGCAGGCCAAGGCAAGGCCGAGGCUUUGCGCUGGGUGAACUCUACAGUUCGCCGAGCCCGCGAAGAUGUGGUGCAGGUCAUCCGCAAGUUUGACUGCGACUUGUCCGAGCUCUUGGUGAUCUCAGUUAGUGACGCAGCCUACGGUGCGAUGCCCAACGGCGGAAGUCAGGGAGGCACCAUGGUGAUGCUGGCGGACCCGCGGGUGCUCGUUGGCGAGGGGCCCGUUUGCAUCGUGGAGGCAGCCAGCACGAAGAUACAGCGAGUGGUGCGGUGCUCUAUGUCGGCGGAAGUGAGCUCCUUGGCAACCGCCUUCGAACAUGGCGACUAUGUGCGAGCAGUGCUGGCUGAGUUGCUGGAUGCCAACUUCAAGAUAGACCGGUGGAAGCUGUCAGCCUCCAAGUGGAGGCACCUCCUGGUGACAGAUGCCAAGACUGGCUACGACGCUAUCUCUUCGGAGGUGCUGCCGUCUGACCGGAAGAUAGCCAUCGAUGUCGGGGUCCUCCGUCAAGGGCUGCUGGAGCCGGAUGCCACGAACUUCAUUCGAUGGGUGCCGGGUUCAGAAAUGCCAGGAGAUGGCUUGACAAAGUGGUCUCACAACCAAGUUCUUACUCGGGUGAUGCAAGAGGGCUCCUGGUCGCUCGUGGACACCGAGGUGGCACAGGCUCUGCGGCGCGCUGCUGCAGCUAAACGGUCAGCUUGGCGUAGCAAGGCAAAAGCCCUGAAAGCUGGCUUGCCUUGA
Symbiodinium sp. CCMP2456 is the source of this 3204-nucleotide messenger RNA. The record is from the annotation of a GenBank genome assembly. NCBI's taxonomy places the organism in Eukaryota, Dinophyceae, Suessiales, Symbiodiniaceae.